AUGAAUGUAUUGGAAGAAGGGUUAGCAGUAAAUCCAAGCUGUUCCUGCAUACGCUUCACGUCGACAUUCGGCAAAGAGCGCGGAACUUUCAGCAGCCCGGAUUAUCCACGCCCGUACCCUGCCCAUAUCGGCUGCCUCCUCUACACUUUCAUCGCCGGCCCACAUCAGAUCGUAGAGGUCGUUUUCACUGACUUCGACAUCCACAAGGAACACCUUGAUUGUGCCCGUGGGGACUUCCUAAAGGUGUAUUGGGAAGUGCAAGGUCCCGGUCCUCCCGGCGCUAUAAACGAGCGGUCAGCCUGGGCAAGGGAGCUGUGUGGCAGCAGAGCGGAUGCCCCAUCAGCACUAUACUCCCCCGGACAAACCAUGGUGCUGGAGUUCCAUUCGGGCCCAAAGCAAAACAACGCCACCGGCUUCGUCGGCACCUUCAGCUUUAUCGACAAACGGACACCAUUAUCUAGUUCCCAAAAAGAAGGAAAACUAGCUAUAAACCCGGAACGCUGCCUCCGUUCAGGCGAGAGCCAGGCACCUGCGGCCGAACCGGCACCACACGUAUUGACUUGUCAUUCCUGUGGAACCUGCCGGGGAGGAGGAGAGGGUGGCACGGGUUCUGGGCAAGCCCGUGCUGCCAUAAAGUCGUCUGACCCAGGCGUAGUAGCAUCCGCGGAGAGGUCACUUCGCCCACCUGCCUUACAGGUGGAAAACAACACGGGAAGUGGCAGUACCGGUUGUAAGUCAGCACCAAUAGGUGUAAGUGCGGGCGCCAGGGGUAACUUCCGACAG
Iphiclides podalirius (scarce swallowtail) is the source of this 783-nucleotide messenger RNA. Lineage: Eukaryota; Metazoa; Arthropoda; Insecta; Lepidoptera; Papilionidae. The record is from the annotation of a GenBank genome assembly.